AUGCGCGCGGGCGGGCUCAUCCGAGCACAGGCGGGUUCCGUGGGCGAGCGCGUGCUCUGCGCUUUGGGCGUCCUGGGUGACGGGUCCUCCAGGCCAUCUGCCGCUCCGGGAGAACGUCAGCCUCCGUGUCUUAGGACCCCCCGGGAGCCGCCGCCUCCCAGGCCUCUCUGCUGCUGCAACGCGGGAUCGGCGUCCGUAGAAGGUGGUGGACCCGCAGAAACCUUCUAUGGGUCUGUGAAAGGUUUGGGGUUACUAGGGGUGCAGGGGUACCCUUGGCUCACUGCUGUGACCCUCAUUCAUAAACAGAACAUUCUGAACGAUUUCCUAGCGGUAAAGGAGCGGGCCACGUGGGGCCAGCAUGUGACCUGGAGCAGACGGACCCUGCCCAGGAAGACAGGACACAGGCCCGAGGGAGACACUUUCCAAGAAAACCCCUCUGAGGGCAGCAGGGGCCCGGGGUCAGGAGUCCAGAGCGAGUGUGGCCAACGCCCAGUCUCUGCGCUCGUACCCGACCGGACGGCGGCCUGCGGCAGGGAGGACACGAGGGAGAGAAACCAGCAGAGCCCCCUCGGCCGCCCUCCGUGCCCCACGCCAGCCACAGAGAAGGAAGAAAACCCUGGGAAGAAAGGCGCCUCCCCAAGUGGCUUCACCUGCUGGAAACCCCAGGUUCACGCUCGAAUUCCCCUUCCUCAGACUCCCAAGCGGGCUCGCGCGAGGAGGUGUCCGGCCCGGCCGGCCGUGGGAGGCCCGAGCAGUAGCUCGCCAGGAGCAGAACUGCGCGCAGCCCACCGAGGAGACCCCAUUCCUGUCCAGGGUGACUUCUGGCCGCACUUGUGUGUCCCCCGCAGGCCUCCCCCCACAUGCUGGCCACCUCCCAGGGUAUCUGCAAGGCUCGCUGCUAUGAUCCGUCACUCGUUCACGGCACCACCUCGGCGAGGCCUGCCGAGCCACAACACUGGCUGCUCCUCGCCCGGUUUUCUCCCGUGCUUCCUCCCGACCCGGCUGCCCGGUCCCUCCGUCCAGACGGAAGCUCCCCAAGGACAGAGGCUUCUGUUCACACCGAACCACCAGAGCAGCUCAGCCUCCACCCAGCAGCCGUGCUCAGCAGCCAAACUGUGGAAAGCCUAGAUGUCCAUUGACGGACGAAUGGCUAAAGAUGUGGUGUGUGUGUACACACGGGUGGACGGACGGACACACACCGGAGUAUUACGCACCCAUCGAAAAAAUGAAACAAAACAAAAUUCCGAAAUCUUGCCAUUUGCAACGACGUGGAUGGAACUAGAGGGUAUGACGCGGAGUGGAAUGUCAGUCAGAGAAAGACCAUCCUCACACGGUCUCCCUGACGGGAGGGAUUCGAGCAACAAGACAGGAUCGUGGGGCGGGGAGGGAAAAGUGAAGACGAAACCGGAGAGAGAGAGACAAACCGUAAGAGACUCUUCAUCUCGGGAAACCAGCGGAGCGUUGCUGGAGGGGAGGGGGCGGGGGGCGGCUGGGGGUGGACGUCAGGAUGGACGUCGGGGAGGGCGUGUGCCACGGUGAGUGCUCAGUUGUGUGAGACUGACGACUCACACACCUGUACCCCUGGAACAAAUAACACGUUAUAUGUUAACAAUGAUAAUAAAAAGACGCCACCUACAACCGUGUCAAAGGCUGGAGUACCAGGGACGGGACGUUCCCAGAGAGCUGGCCUCCGGGGAGUGUCGGCUCCCACGGGGAAGGCAUCUGCUGUCCGGUGGUCUGUCCGCCCUUUCCCUGGUUCAGGCGGGGGGCCUCGGAGUCCUUGGAACUCCCCACAGGGUGCGUGGCAGGGAGAACAUUGUUCACAGGAGCCCCGCCACACUGGGGUCGACGCAAGGGGGACGGUCACAGCGCGCACAGGGCCAGUGAUCCCAGGGACGAUGCAGUGACACCGCACAGCCCCUCGACGCAAGCUCAGACGUGCCAGGAGGGUGACCCCCCCCGUGUUCUACAGAGCGUGCGGCGCAGCACCCUGGCACCCCCAGACCUUGCCCAGGGGUCCUGCUUUGUACCCUUUGUAAUCAAACCCAAGGGCAGCACUUCCCAGUGUCCUAGGAGCCAUCCCAUGAGUGCCUGAGCGAGCAGGGUCGGUGCGGGCAUCCGACAGCGUGGCCAGGAGGCCGUGGGGACUCCCCAGCGUGGACCCGUGCAGCUGAGCAGCACCACGAUGCCCCCUGGGGAAGCCCGGGCUGGUCGCCGCUGCCAGAGGCCAGGGCAGUCUGCUGGGGACCGACCCCUUCGGCUGCAGGGCCACGCAGACCUGGGAACACAGCAGCAGACACAGAGCUGUGGGGACCGUGAUGCUGGACAAGCGGCGUGUUCGUCACAGCAAGUCCAGAAACCCGGUGCGUCACAGCGUCGUUCCGAUCCGACUCUAGGCAUAAACAUCUACUGUUUUUAACAGUAAAUUGGCAAACGGCCAAGACUCUCCCGAAGGACAAAGCUGGGCUCUGUCUCUUCCCAGAAACAGAGAAUUACCCCGCGGCGGAAGGACUACCAGCUGCAGCCCUGCGCGCUGCUCCCCCGGGGCCCGUAAUGUGCGCCAACAAGAGGGACAGAUGCCUGGGCCCCCACCCCGGGGGGCAGACUGCUGGCCACCAGCGUGACCGCAUCUUCCCAGGAACCACGGACCCAAGGGUCAGAAGCGCACACACGACUCCCGGGGGCACGGUCGGGAGGGCAGCAGAGGAGGAAAAGGUGACCUCGUACCACGCACUUAACCACAGUUCGGGAUUUCUUCAACGGGACGCCGGAGCGCAAGGCCAGCAGCCGCCUGGGGAACGACUGCCGACACGUGGCGGCGAACAAGGGCCCUGUGUGCCCCGGGAGGAGCAGAGCCCAGGAGAGACGUGGGGGCCCCUGAGCAAAGUGGCGGCCAGGGAGGAAACCCGAGUGGCCCACACGCACACGGAAAGGGACCUGGCCUCCCCAGGCGGCAGUGGGGCAGCCCUACUGCGGUUUGCACAAGGGUGCGGCGGGCAUGGCUCACACUUCCCAGUGGGCCAGAACCUUCCCCCGAGUCAAAAUGCCCAUGGCCAGCACGCGGUGUGGGCACGAGAGCGUGUCAGAGCCGCACGUCACAGACCCAGGACCACAGCCACAGGUCUGGCCCCACAGGCAGCCCAGCUGCAGGCCCAGAGCCCCUGGGGGCGACCCAGCAGGACCCCCUCACCAAGGACGACACAUGCGAAGGGAAACCGCUACUGUUCGGAGCUCUGGGCUCUGGGGGGAGAGCGAGCCACGGCCCAUAGAGGCUGGGUGAAGCGGCGUGAUUUACUCAUUGACAUUUCCACGUGCGGUUGGGAGCACAGGGACUAAGGACAGGGGGACCGUGCGGGAUGCCAGCGGGAGGGGGAACACACACCGGGGUCCACCCCGGACGUGCGCACGCCAGCGUGGACGGGUGCGGCCAAGCAGCACUGUGACGUGGCCGGAGACACCCAGGCUACUUCAGAGCUGUACAACGAAACAUCUAGAAGGUCCCGUGCAAACCCUGCUCCGCGACAUCACAGGGCCUCUGGCUCCAUCUAGGGGUCACCAUCUUCGGACAGGAAGGACUCUGCCUCCCAGCCAUGCAGCACCCUGGCCCACCCAGGACUUGACACACAACCUCAGCGGCCAAGGACGUCUAGGGAGAGUGGCGACAGACCACCUCGGCUGGAGGAGAGCCCUGGGCACGGUUCUUCCCACAGAUCCAACCCAAAAGGACACCAUCUGGAACCGAGGAAAACCUCGAGAUGCAGAAAUGAGCCGGCUGGAAACAGCCCUUCCUGCCUGCCCUGUGCCCAGGGUCUGGCCGCACCCCGAGCCUCGUCUGGGCACCCCAGGUCCCCCCCGCACGCCACGGCCGGUGC
Molecule: messenger RNA, 3872 nt
Organism: Lutra lutra (Eurasian river otter)
Lineage: Eukaryota; Metazoa; Chordata; Mammalia; Carnivora; Mustelidae
Exons: 7
Coding region: 1-1128 (375 amino acids)
Source: RefSeq, a predicted model, not a curated record